CGCUAAUGCACUUUCCUUGGUUCCUUAGUCCUUACUAGGAUUGUCGGCACGUGAUUAGGCGCCUCUUUCCCCUCAACGCGACACAACGCGUGGAAGCCGAUUUAGGAAUUGUGUAAACACUAAACAGGCAGAGGGAGCGUUUUCCAUCUCGUAUCAAUCCCACGUCAUAUCGUACUAGAACAUCGACAAUCAUGGCAACCACCGCCGAAUCCGAUAUUCGAAACCUUCGGGCCGAAAUUGAACGCCUGAGGAAGCGCCGCUCGUUACUCCGAACCGUCAUCCUAUCCGACAACAGUACCGUCCCGAGACUGACUCGGGCCACAUCUACUCUUCGGAAUGCGAAAUCCAAAGCCCGUGUAAGCAAGGCGUUGGAGCAGGCCGAUAAGCAGCAACGAAUCAAUACGGAGAACGUCUAUUACGCCGGUGUCGGAGUUACGCCCUUCAAUGUCCACGAUCCCGAUCCCAACGCGGUGGACGAUGGUGUUGUUCUCGGGUUGCGGAUCGAUAUAUUCGAUAAUGAGGAAGCCCGGUUUCCCGACCCAUACUACGUCUUCCUCCACCGACCCGACCCGAGAGGGCACCCAAAUUACUACCGUAUCCAUAAACACACACUACCCGAGAGCAUCGGGGUCCAGGAUAUCGAAUUCCAGUGGCUCGAGACGAUGCACGUCCCCAAUCAUGGCAUCAAGAAGCUGGGCGAUGACAUUCGAGCCGCGCUGAUAGUCCGCCAAAACAAACUCAAUCUCGUGAAGAAGCUCGCUCGAGACGCCGAGGAAGCCCACGCGGUCGAAACCGAGGAUGAGGAGCGACGAGUCCGCAUCACCAACGUCUCGAGUGGAAACCGGGGCCACACAAUCGAUAUCGAAUGGGAAGAUGGAUCCACGGGGACGGCUGACAUCACGGAUGACGGUUUGGUCCAGGAUGCUAUUGUUCAUGAACCUAGAAUGGCGAGCGAUAUCCCGGCUCCCGUACGAUACAACGUCGGUAGAGCGGUCAGGUGUGAUCUCAGGUCGGCAACGGCUGACAAGAUGAUCGAGCGAUUACUCAGGAUAGGAUGGGCUUAAUGGACUUCUUCAAGCUUGGAGAUACUGUUGCCCGCUACGGUGUCAGUCUCGAUAGCUCUAGUCUUUGAAGUAGAAGGGGCGACUCACUUGUCGGCACGAUGAAUGCGCAGUCGUUCAAUUCAAGACGCUUCCCAACGGGAAUGGUAAUACCACGUGCCACACCCUUCGGAGUCUGCUGCAGUAUUACCCGACUGAGGUUCCAG
Eremomyces bilateralis CBS 781.70 is the source of this 1267-nucleotide messenger RNA. RefSeq lists its product as uncharacterized. The coding region runs from base 192 to 1064 and encodes 290 amino acids. The record is from RefSeq and is a predicted model, not a curated record. The transcript is spliced from 3 exons. Gene Ontology annotation, cellular component: Mis6-Sim4 complex; kinetochore. NCBI's taxonomy places the organism in Eukaryota, Fungi, Ascomycota, Dothideomycetes, Eremomycetales, Eremomycetaceae.